Molecule: messenger RNA, 843 nt
Organism: Camelina sativa (false flax)
Lineage: Eukaryota; Viridiplantae; Streptophyta; Magnoliopsida; Brassicales; Brassicaceae
Source: RefSeq, a predicted model, not a curated record
AUGAAAACACGGCGGCAACACGUCUCUGAGGAUGAUGUAAUCAUUUCUCGACACCAUACGCGGCCGAAGACCUCAGGAGGAAACGCAUUACCGAUCCCAAUUGAUCUCGUUUACGAGAUAUUCUCGAGGUUGCCGGCGAAAUCUGUAGCGAUAUGUCGUUGCGUGUCAAAGCUAUGGGCCUCCACACUUGGCUGUGCAGAUUUCACUGAGUUGUUCUUCACCAGAUCUUUGGCUCGUCCGCAGCUAUUGUUCGCCCGCAAAAUCAGAGGUGUGUUAUCCUUUUUCUCCUUGCCUCAGGCCCUCAGCUUCAAAAUCCGGAUUGGUCUUCUCCAUGGCUUGGUCUGUCUUAUAAAUAAGCGGAUCAUAAAUGAAAAGACGGAAACGGUGCCGGUGAUAUGUAAAUUUAGCACCGGUCAGUUUUUACCUUUACCCAAAGUGAAGUCGGAGAGAGUUAAUGUGAUAAGCUACUUAGGAUAUGAUCCGAUUGGUAAACAAUUCAAGGUACUGGCCAUGACCUGUCCAAGUCCAAAAUAUGGCAACCUAAGGAGGAUAUGUGAGGAGCAUCAAGUUCUAACAUUAGGGUAUGGAAAACUGUCAUGGAGAAUGAUCGACUCUAGUGUUCCCCCUCAACUUCUAUAUAAAGAUUUUGAAACUGGAAUAUGCAUCAAUGGUGGUUUGUAUUAUCAGGCUUCGGUUGAUGGGGUAAUUUGCUUUGAUGUUAGGUCUGAAAAGUUUACAGUUAUUAACCUUGACAAGGGUGUGAUAUCUUUAAAUUUGUGUGGAACUCUGGUUAACUACAAUGGUAAAUUAGGUGCACUCUUGAUGUGUCAGAUAUUGAGUUGA